Messenger RNA from Electrophorus electricus (electric eel), 4937 nucleotides. RefSeq names its product nuclear receptor binding protein 1 (gene nrbp1). Lineage: Eukaryota; Metazoa; Chordata; Actinopteri; Gymnotiformes; Gymnotidae. Gene Ontology annotation, molecular function: protein kinase activity; ATP binding. Gene Ontology annotation, biological process: protein phosphorylation. The record is from RefSeq and is a predicted model, not a curated record.
GUAGUCGAUAGAAGGUGUCGCUUGUAACGCUAACUGUCGCCAUUUAUAUUUAGUGUUUGGCAAAAUGUUAAUAUAGGAUUAAGUAAUCAUUUCAAAUACAUGAGCUAGUCUUCUGUUAUAUACCUACGACGUUUAGGAAAUACAUAUCUUCUGUAUUGUCAGUCGUAUUGUUUUUAGGAACGAGACUAGUUGCUCCUGCUCUAGCUAGCUAGCGGGUUAGCUAUCUCCUGAGACGUGACUAGCUAAUUAGCUAGAUACAUUACCAGCUUCCGUCAGCCCGUUGUUUGGAUUACUCCGCAAUUUGUCGCGACUAUAUUUUGCGGUUUCUGUCAUAUUAUAAGUAAGCAUGCUUCUCUGACUUGUUUUUAAUUUAGGCUUUUGAACUAGGUUAUUAAACAUUACACCAGUGCUGUUAAAUAGCUAGCUAUAGCACGCCCCCUUCACUACUUCGAAUUCUGGUGCCUAGCUGGGUAACCUUCGCUAUCUUAGCUAGCGUUUUUCCGCCUGUAAACUCAAGCUAAAACAGUUGUCAGGCUAAAUACCUGUUUUUUUUCUGAAUGAUUAUUUGUAUAACCAACUGGUUAUUUGUAUAGCUAAAUAGUCUGUAUAGAUUAAAAAACUUUGUUUCCAGUCUCCUGACUUGCAAGUCAUUCUUUUCCCCUUCUGGAUGUAGAUAGUAACGUUUGUAUUUGGAUAGCUAGGUUAGCUAGCUAACGUUACAGAUUUUCCGGUUAAACUGGCGACACCGAGCGUUUUUGGCUAAAGAGGAAACCGCCUCUCACCCUUGUGGUGUGAGCGAGCCGGACUUAAUUUUAACCGGAGGUUGUGGACAGAGCGGUCAGUUAUCCAUCAGUGAUGUCUGAAGGAGAGGGAAAGCAGACCUCUGCUCCUGUUCCAACAUCCACCAUGGAAGUAAAGCCUGAAACGGCAGCCUCUGCUUCGACUGGCCAGGGGGUCUCAUCGAUGUCUCCCCCAGUGUCUGCAGUAACUCAGGUCCCACCCGCUGCUGCUGCAGCAACAGAGGAUGAGGAGGAGGAGAGUGAAGACGAGUCAGAGAUUUUGGAAGAGAGCCCAUGUGGACGCUGGCAGAAACGCAGAGAGGAGGUAAACCAGCGUAAUGUUCCAGGAAUUGAUAAUGCUUAUCUAGCCAUGGACACAGAGGAGGGUGUGGAGGUUGUGUGGAAUGAGGUCAUGUUCUCUGAGAGGAAAAAUUUCAAACUGCAGGAGGAGAAAGUGAAAGCAGUCUUUGAUAACUUGAUUCAGCUGGAGCAUUUGAAUAUUGUCAAGUUUCACAAGUACUGGGCUGAUGUGAAAGAGAACAGAGCCAGGGUUAUUUUUAUAACGGAGUACAUGUCCUCAGGGAGUCUGAAGCAGUUUCUGAAAAAGACAAAGAAAAAUCAUAAGACUAUGAAUGAAAAGGCAUGGAAGCGUUGGUGUACUCAGAUAUUAUCUGCUCUAAGUUACCUGCACUCAUGUGAGCCCCCAAUCAUCCAUGGGAACCUGACCUGUGACACUAUCUUCAUACAGCACAACGGCCUGAUUAAAAUCGGCUCAGUUGCUCCUGACACCAUUAAUAACCAUGUUAAAACCUGUCGGGAGGAGCAGAAGAGUUUGCAUUUCUUUGCACCAGAAUAUGGGGCUGUUGCCAAUGUCACCACAGCCGUAGACAUUUAUUCUUUUGGAAUGUGUGCCUUGGAGAUGGCUGUGCUGGAAAUACAAAGCAAUGGUGAAUCGUCCUAUGUGUCACAAGAAGCCAUUAACAGUGCCAUCCAGUCCUUGGAAGAUCCACUGCAGCGGGAGUUUAUACAGAAAUGUCUGGAGGUGGAUCCAAGUAGGAGGCCAACAGCCAGAGAACUGCUAUUCCAUCCUGCUCUGUUCGAGGUGCCUCAGCUUAAGCUACUGGCGGCCCACUGUAUUGUCAGCCAUCAACACAUGAUCCCUGAGAAUGCUUUAGAGGAAAUCACCAAGAACAUGGACCCUAAUCUGGUGAUCAUGGAGAGGAAGGCAGUGCAGCUGAAACUCUCCCAGUUUCCUGCUCUGGAACUCGACAAGUUCCUUGAAGAUGUGAGGAAUGGGAUCUAUCCGCUGACAGCGUUUGGCAUGCCCUGUCCCCAGCAGCCCCAGCAAGAAGCAGUGAAGUCCCCCAUUGUGCCGCCCUCUGUCAAAACGCCCACGCCAGAACCUGCAGAGCUCGAGACCAGGAAGGUGCUGCAAAUGCAGUGCAACAUAGAGCCUGUGGAGGAAGGGGCAAAACAUCACUUGACCUUGCUGCUGAAGCUGGAAGAUAAACUCAACAGACACUUGAGUUGUGAUUUGGCACCAAAUGAGAACGUGCAGGAUCUUGCUGUGGAGCUGGUGCAGCUUGGUUUCAUCAGUGAGGGUGAUCAAACGCGUCUUGCCACCGUGCUGGAGGAGGCCUUCUCCAAGUUCUACAGUCGGAAUGGCUCUCUGAACCCUGUCACAGUUUCCUCAUAGCAGAGGGCAGAUUUGGUACCUCUGUUCUCCACCACUUCUCACGCACGGGACACAACUCUUCCGCUUGAUUGCUUUGAGGUCUGGAUGAGCGCUUUGCGGCGAUGGGUCCGGAGGCCUUUGACUUGCGCUCAGAUGGUGAUUUCCUGCGCUCAGUUCUUCACGCACGCCGUUGUGGGGGGCUGAAGGAUUGCCGGAUGUUUGUACAUUUAUUCUCUCAGCGUAGCCGUCAGCUUCUCUGUUUUAAAAGAAGAAAAACAAGGUUGUAUUCAAUUCAGUAUUACAAGUUUUUCUUUUUCUUUUUUAUUUGUGGUAUGUGUGUGAUGGGUUCUUUAUUUUUCUUUCUUUUAAUUAUUGGAACAGCCCACUUUAUUCUUUAUUGGAGCACCUUGUGUGUCAUCACGUCCAGAUUGAACAGGUCUCUUGUCCUACUUUAGCCCAUUGUUUAUGGCUUUAUCAAGUUCUCAUGAUGCCGCACAUUAACUGGCUGUCAUUGUCCUGCCAUUUUAAGGUGCACUAGUUAUCAUUUUUCAGAAUGUUAAAUGAGCGUCAUUAAGCAGGCUCUUUGUCACCAAUGCUUCUGUUCCUGUAAUGGCUCUUCAUAAGUCCUGCCACAGACUUGUACAAAUGGUACGAAUGUGUGUAUUCUGUUACAAGUUCUACAAGUGCUACAUGUGCAUUGAUUCACAAGAAAACAUCAUUUAUCUCUAACCUUGGUCAGAGAAAAUCCUUUUUUUUGUCAUUAUCAACAGUAGCAGGCUCUUCAGAAAAUACAAAGGAAAGUCUUAAUUAGAGCAUCUUUAAGGUAAACAUAAACUGUGGUUAAAUAUUUGACCUGCAAUGCAAAAUUCACUUAACGACAAUACUGUGAAAGGGUGGGGCUGUCAGUGUUGGGUGGGGUAAAAUGCACAUUAUUUAUCUACAUUGUAUACAUAAGGACUAUCUGAAAGUGUGUUUCACUCUCGGCAUUGUGGCAACUAUUUGUGAAUGUAUGCUCUUGUUUGCUGUAUUCAUCUUAAUGGUGCGUAGGGAAAGGGCACUUGGUUUGACCAUUUUCCACCCCAUCUAUAUGACUCCUACAGAAGACAAAUAGAGUUUCGGUAGAUUUACUAAUCUGCAUCAUAUGUAUAAUUUUGUUAAUAUGUGCCUUCUAAUGAUGAAGAAAAGACACAAUUGGCCCAUGUUUAGAUUACAUUUCAUUUGUCCCUUUUUUGAAUCUGCUGAUUAGAUAUGCAGUUUCUGUUUGUUACAUGACACACUCUUUAGACAUGUUAAAAAUAACUGAAGUUACUAUAUCUUUUAAAGAUGUUCUUGAAUGCAGAAAGUGCUUUUGCCUGAAUUCGGUCAAAGUGAGUCUGUUUUUAGCAGAUUCACACUAGUGUUUGAGGAUGGUUGGGAUGGAAUCUAAUGAAUUCGUAACUGCAAGUGUCAUGGAUAAAAAGAAAUGUUUCACUGCUGUGGUUGGUAAUUUGUAGAAGGAAAAAAAGGUCUUCAGCUAGGUCAUUGAUUAUUUAACGUGUACAGCUUUGCUAGUUUAAAUUCUUCAAAACUAAUUUCUUAUUCCCCUCCAUAUACACUUUAUAAUUAAAAUACUUCCCAUUUAUUGUGGUGGGCUUUGGAACAACAGAUGUAUAUUAAUUAAAUCCACUUCUAUACCAGCUUCUUUGCACCAACUCAAGCUUGUUCCAAUUGAAUUAUGAGAAUCAUAUGUGACUCAAUUUUUGAGGUUUGUAGCAGAAUCAUAAACUAUUUGGCAUAAGCUGAGUUUAUUUUGUAUAAAAAGCUACUGUGACAGUAUCUUGUUUGAUUUGUUUUGCUCUCAAAUUCAGAUAUUCAGAUUGGGAAAGUUUCUUGGUCUCAAUUGGCCAAAUCAACCAGUCGGUCAGAGGUAACGCUAUUUUGGCAGCAGUGAAUGCUGUGCAUUUUCAUCCAGUAUGUAAUUGUUGGAAAUGAUCAACUUAAUAUAUACAGCAAUCAAGGUGUCACCUAAAUGAAGUUUAGCUCAACUGGAAUAACAAUUGCCUAAAUUUUCAUAUGUAAAAAGUGUAAACUGGGUCUGUUUGGUUACACUAGGGUUGCAAAGCAGGUUGCAGAGAUGGUAGUUCUCCAGGAGCAGGGAGCCUCUGCAGUUAACAAUGAAAUCUUUACAAUUCAACAUGUAUCGCACUCAUAAAAAUUGCUUCUGUAGUCCAGAAGCACACCACAUUUUAAUAGCCACCAAUCUGACUACUUGAGAUGGUAUGGCAUUGAUGUAGAACCAAACAGCGGAAGGUUGUAGUUAAAUCUCCAGCUUUGUCAGUGUGACUGUGAUGGACACUUUUGGUCUCAAAGCAAUCAUCUUUGUUCAUUUCUCCCCCACACACAACAGAACAGUAACUUGUAACUGCUUUGACAACACAGUUCCUAUUCUGUAUCUUUUUAAAGGUUACACCAGUUCUUGAUAUAAAGAUGACACUUGGAGCAUU